Messenger RNA from Rubroshorea leprosula, 2719 nucleotides. Lineage: Eukaryota; Viridiplantae; Streptophyta; Magnoliopsida; Malvales; Dipterocarpaceae. The record is from the annotation of a GenBank genome assembly.
CCCGCACUAGAUCAGGUCAUCCCAUUCCUUUGUUUAUUUAAACACCCGUUUUCCUUUCCACUACAGUUUUUCUGACGUAGAAGCUUCGCCACCUCCAGAGGUAGUUAUUUUGUCUGUUCUGUAAAGGAAUGCUGUUUUUAUCAUCAUAAACAUUCACAAUGGAGGAUUCUGAGAAAAGUUUUGGUAACUCACCAUUGCUUGAUUAUUUGUCACUUGGGAAAAGCUAUGGACCAUAUGGGAUUGUGGGUGCUGCCAUUGUUGGUCUGAUUAUACCUGUGUUACUUGCCACCAUAUUUGUGGGAAAGAGAAAGGGGAAACAAAGAGGUGUUCCAGUAAAAGUGGAUGGUGAGGCUGGUUAUGUUGUUCGUAAUGUACGGCUGCCUGAGUUGGUUGAGGUCCCGUGGAAAGGAGCCACAACAGUGGCUGCUCUUUUUGAGCAAUCUUGUAGAAAGUAUUCCCAAGAUCGAUUUCUUGGGUCACGGACACUUAUUAGUAAGGAGAUUGUCACUGUCAGCGAUGGCAGAAAGUUUGAGAAGCUACACCUGGGGGAUUAUGAGUGGCAGACUUUUGGACAGGUUUACGAUCGUGCUUGCAACUUUGCAUCUGGUCUGGUUAAAUUUGGUCAUAAUGUGGAUACUCGUGUUGCCAUUUUCUCUGAAACUCGAGCAGAGUGGCAGAUUGCCUUUCAGGGAUGCUUUCGGCAGAAUAUCACAGUUGUUACUAUAUAUGCUUCUCUAGGCGAGGAAGCCCUAAUUCAUUCAGUUAAUGAGACCCAAGUAUCAACAUUGAUCUGUGAUCCCAAGCUGUUGAAAAAAUUAACUGCAAUUAGCUCAAGCUUGGAGACGAUUAAGAAUGUCAUUUACUUUGAAGAUGAUGAAACUGAAAAAGAUUCUAGCUUCUCAGGGAGUAUCAGCAACUGGAAGAUUUCGUCCUUUUCUGAAGUUGAGAAACUUGGGAAAGUUAGUCCAGUUCCUCCUAGUCUUCCAUCCAAGAAUGGAAUUGCGGUUAUAAUGUACACCAGUGGCAGUACAGGUCUGCCUAAGGGUGUGAUGAUAACUCAUGGAAACAUCGUAGCCACUGUUGCAGCCGUUAUGAUGGUGAUCCCAAAACUGGGAACCAAUGAUGUAUAUCUCGCAUAUUUGCCCCUAGCUCAUGUUUUUGAACUGGCAGCUGAGUCUGUGAUGUUGGCUGCAGGGGCUGCAAUUGGCUAUGGUUCACCAUCGACUCUAACAGACACUUCUAAUAAAAUCAAGAAAGGAACCAAGGGAGAUGCUUCAGUGUUAAAGCCCACUCUUCUCACAUCAGUUCCAGCUAUUUUAGAUCGUGUUAGAGAUGGAGUUCUGAAAAAGGUUGAGGAGAAAGGGGGAUUAGCAAAGACUCUUUUCAACUUUGCCUAUAAACGCCGAAUGGCUGCUAUAGAAGGAAGUUGGUUUGGUGCUUGGGGAUUGGAGAGAAUGCUGUGGGAUGCCAUUGUUUUCAAAAAUGUACGGGCUGUACUUGGGGGACAGAUCCGGUUCAUGCUUUGUGGUGGAGCGCCUUUAUCAGGGGAUUCUCAACGCUUCAUCAACAUUUGCAUGGGGGCUCCUAUAGGUCAAGGAUAUGGUUUGACAGAAACAUUUGCUGGAGCUGCUUUUUCUGAGGCAGAUGACACAAGUGUGGGCCGAAUUGGGCCACCCCUUCCCUGUUGCUACAUUAAGCUUGUUUCUUGGGAAGAAGGUGGAUACAUGACAUCUGACAAACCGAUGCCUCGAGGAGAGAUUGUUGUUGGGGGAUUCAGUGUAACUGAUGGCUAUCUUAACAAUCCUGUAAAAACUAACGAGGUUUACAAGGUCGACUCCAGGGGCAUGCGAUGGUUUUAUACUGGUGACAUUGGACAAUUUCACCCUGAUGGAUGCCUUGAAAUUAUUGAUAGGAAAAAGGAUAUUGUCAAACUCCAACAUGGAGAAUAUAUAUCUCUUGGGAAGGUUGAGGCAGCACUGAUGUUAAGUAACUAUGUCGACAACAUCAUGGUAUAUGCAGAUCCUUUGCACAGCUACUGUGUAGCUCUGGUUGUCCCGUCACAUCAGGACCUUGAGAAGUGGGCCCAACAAGCUGGCAUCAAGUACAAGGAUUUUGCUGAGCUGUGUAGUAGAGCUGAGACUAUUAUUGAAGUUCAACAAUCUCUUUCCAAGGUAGCAAAGGAUGCAAAACUGGACAAAUUUGAAAUUCCUGCAAAGAUUAUGUUGAUACCAGAUCCAUGGACACCUGAGUCAGGGUUGGUGACUGCUGCCCUCAAGAUUAAAAGAGAACAGAUCAAGGCCAAAUUCAAAGAUGAACUCAAGAGAUUGUAUGAGUAAAGCAUAUAGAAUCUAAUGUUUUCCCAAUCCAGUAUUCUGUGUUCCUUUUUUUUUUUUUUUUUUUCCUUUAAAACUGGAGGAUUGGCCGCUCAAUCUCAGUGUUUCUGACCAGAAGAAAAUUUCUCAGAAGUUUGUCUGUGGCUGAGAAUAAUUAACUUAAUUGCAAUCUGAAAGUUAUGUUUGAUGCUGAUUGUUAAGGUUCCAAUUUGUGCAGUCCUCUUUGAUUAAUUUCGACUUUUCUUUCUCCCUUCUACUUCGGUUUGGAUGUCGAGCCGGCUGAAACAGGUAAUUCCCAUAGUGAUGGCCGGAGGACAAGAUAUAAAGCAGGACCCAAGAAUGGCACCAACGACAAGGGAAGAAGCGAAUAACCUUUUUCAUACCUG